Molecule: messenger RNA, 1254 nt
Organism: Malania oleifera
Lineage: Eukaryota; Viridiplantae; Streptophyta; Magnoliopsida; Santalales; Ximeniaceae
Product: F-box protein At5g49610-like
Exons: 1
Coding region: 1-1254 (417 amino acids)
Molecular function (GO): protein binding
Source: RefSeq, a predicted model, not a curated record
AUGGACAAUAUCAAUGAGAGACUAACAGAUGACAUGUUGGUCGAAAUUUUGCAUCGCAUGCCUUGCAAAUUUGCGGCGAGGUGCAAGUGCGUGUGCAAGCGUUGGUCCUCCCUCCUCUCCACUCGUUUCUUUCACAGCCGCUUCGAUUUGCGAGUAGCCCAGAUGAUCGGAAAGCACCAUUUGCAGAGGUUCGGCGUCACCGUGUCAGCCCCAAAUCAUCAAGUACUCAUAACUCCUGAAGUCAUCCCACCCGGGCUUCACGAAUUCACCCUUGAUUUCCUCCCCGAUGUUUACAAGAGAAAAAAGAAGGAUUGCGUUGUGGGCUCAUGCAACGACUUGUUCUUGUGCUCCACAAAAGGCAGCAAGUACUGCGUUUGCAACCCUUUCACCAGGCAAUGGAUUUCCCUGCCUCCUGUCUCCUGUCCCAAAAGCCUCGUACGCAUUGGAUUCGUAUGUGACCCAUUCGGCCAUACACAAGAAAAAGGAAAAGGAAAAGAAAAAGAAGAAAGAAGAGGAGGUAACACAACUACGUUUAAGGUGGUCCGCCUUUUUCGGUUUGAUUAUAUCAUCGAGGGUUCAUCCGAGUUAGAUAUGGAGUUCUUCUGUUCGGAGAAAUGGGAGUGGGAGUGCAGAGUGGUAGUCUUGCCUCCAGAAAGGCGGCUCCGGUACGUGGGAUUUCCCUAUUGGCCGGCCGUUCCCUACAAAGGAUGUUUGCAUUGGAUCGUGUCAGGGAAAGAUAUUCUUGUCUUCGAUCCUUACAACAUUGAUAUUAACAGCAAUGAGAUUUGCAGACUCAUUGGAACUCCCGGAGAUGCAAACCCGAGGUGUAGUCUCGAUGCCUUGGGGGUGUGUUGCGGCUGCCUGCGGAUAUCUCAGUGGGCUAGUACUGGGGUGUUGAGCAUUUGGGAACUCGACGACAAUGAGCCAAGGGAGAGCGACGGGUGCCCGUGGGGUCUGGUGCACCGAGUUAACAUGCGAGAGGAGAUAAGUUGGAAGAAGAAGGGUUGCCGGCCGCCCGGUUGGGUAAAUAAGGAUCUAUUAAAGGCUCAGGUGAUAGCCUUCCAUCCUUACGAUUCUAAUGUUGUGUAUUUGAGGUAUCCUAAAUCGGUACUUGAGUGUGACUUCGGAGCCGGAAUUUUGAAGGUAGCUGCAAGGCGUCCAUGUGAAGAAUUCUAUGGUGCAGGCAGAGUGUUUACGCUUGUAUCCCCAACUUGGCCAACUCCGAUGCCUCGACAAUGCCCCCUCCCCCUCUAA